This is a messenger RNA of Cooperia oncophora, 576 nucleotides long. NCBI's taxonomy places the organism in Eukaryota, Metazoa, Nematoda, Chromadorea, Rhabditida, Trichostrongylidae. The record is from the annotation of a GenBank genome assembly.
AUGGCCCGAAUAGCGUACAAAACUUGCAUGAACAAAACACAACUGGAGGAGUUGAAAACGAGCUUACUUUUCGAAACGCUGGCAGAGCUUGGUUAUUGGCCAUUACUGCAACCGAGUUGGAAGCGGGAAAACUUUGAUAUAACAGACUUGUUGGGAAAUGCGAGGCGGGACUACGGAGCCGAAUCCUUCUUCCAGAUCUAUAUCUAUGCAGAUGCAAAGAACACUUCACGGAAUACUCUGUUUGUCGACCAAGCUUCCUUAUCACUGGGCAGAGGAGCGAGAGACUACUAUCUCAACACUACCAUGUUUGCAAACCAUAUGAUAGCAUACAAAAAGUAUUUCUUCGAGAUCGUGAAAAUACUCCAAGAGGAUGCCAACGAAAGUCGAGACAAGUCAUCUGCUGAAGCUAGCAUCGAUGCAGUGAUCGCCUUCGAGAAGAAACUGGCUGAAAUUGUUGUUCCUGAGGAUGAGCGAAGAAAUAGCACACGGUUAUACAACAAAAGAGUUAUAGCUGAUUUGUACGACUACAUGAAUGAUGUGGGUUUUUGCGCAGCAUUGAUCAAUUUCAAGAGUUAG